CAUCAUGGCGGCGCUAAGGACUCGAAAAAGAAAUGGCAAUGUUAACGGCCUCGACUGCGCUGUAAAAACUGAGGAAGACUUCUCAGGUAAAGUUAAAAGAAAGGGUGAAGAAAGCGUGUACUUCAAAAAAGAUUGUAAGGAUAUUUCAAACGUCAUACCAUACAAAAGAGCAAGACUUAAAAUCGAUAAGAACCACAUUUCGAAUCAACUUGGUAGGUUGUUUUACGCCAGACCUUGUGAAGAACUGGCAAAAAAUCUUCUAGGGAAGUUGCUUUAUCGCAUCCUUGACGAUGGAGAAGUGUUAUGCGGAAGAAUAGUUGAGACUGAGGCUUAUUUGGGUGAGGUUGAUAAAGCUUGCCAUGCGUAUGGUGGUAAGAAAACUGAACGGUGUGAACCAAUGUAUAUGGCUCCUGGAACAGCUUAUGUUUACAUUAUAUAUGGAAUUUAUCACUGUUUGAAUAUCUCCAGUCAAGAAGCUGGUGCUUGUGUGUUAAUCAGAGCUUUGGAGCCGCUCCAAGGAUUAAGUUAUAUGAAAUCAUUCAGAGGGGUACGACGAAAAGAUGGAGGUAAUAAGCUGAAAGACUUUCAACUGGGCAACGGACCUUCCAAGCUUUGUCAAGCAUUUUGUAUUGAGAAGGCUAAUCUCAAUAAAGAAGACAUGGCAACUUCAGAAAGAUUCUGGCUUGAGGAUGACAGAAAUUUUCAUGGAAGUCAACUUACUAUUGUGACAUCAACAAGAAUAGGCUUAAACUCCUGUGGACCCGAGUGGGCCCUGAAGCCACUUAGGUUCUACAUUUUAGGAAAUAAGUGUGUAAGUGUUAGGGACAAGAAAGCUGAAUCUGAAGUCCCUUAAACAUACUAAAGAAAAGUUUUAAUGCAUUUUAUCUUUUCCCAGUUUGGUAUUGAUUGAGAUCUUAAGCUCAGUUUAAAGCUUAACUUUUUCCUGAGCUGAACCUGAUACCCUUGGAUUCACUCUUAGAGUGACAUAGACAGUAACAUAGACUUUAGUGGGGUAAGCAUACUGGGCUGGUAUCAAAAAAA
Messenger RNA from Stylophora pistillata, 1041 nucleotides. RefSeq lists its product as uncharacterized. The record is from RefSeq and is a predicted model, not a curated record. Lineage: Eukaryota; Metazoa; Cnidaria; Anthozoa; Scleractinia; Pocilloporidae. Gene Ontology annotation, biological process: base-excision repair. Gene Ontology annotation, molecular function: DNA binding; alkylbase DNA N-glycosylase activity.